Molecule: messenger RNA, 831 nt
Organism: Psylliodes chrysocephalus
Lineage: Eukaryota; Metazoa; Arthropoda; Insecta; Coleoptera; Chrysomelidae
Source: the annotation of a GenBank genome assembly
AUGCUGCCGUUGUCAAAAAGUUGCAAUGUGGUUAUGUUUGUGUUACUGUUUGUCUUGUGCGUUAUCGGAAGCAGCGGGAAACCCUCUUUCCCGUUUCAUCUUCCCACUAUCGGCGUCUUUGGCCAACAGCAAAGUGGCGAGUCGCCUAUUUUACUGAAAAAUUACACCGGGAAGAGAAUCGACAAUAAUUCUAUAAGGAUGGUGUAUUUUAAUGAUCAAACUGUUGCUGUGGUGGAGUUGGGACCCAAUAAAUUAUUGUUGAAUUGUGAACUAAUUGAAAUUGUAGAACAAAAUCAACUUUUCGAAGUUCUGGGUGAAUUGAAAGCGCACGCGCGACCAGUAGGAAUAUCAUUUAUGGAAAUGGUUACAUUGAUGGGCCAAUGCAAACAACUGGAAGAAAGAAGGACCAUUAAGAAUAGAGAACUUUUAAAAAACGACACACUAGCUGCAAGCCAAGGAAGAAAAUUAUCUAAUCCCUUUACUUUACUAAGUGGAAUCAUUCCAGGUACCAAAUGGUGUGGAACUGGCGACAUCGCUAAAGACUAUUACGAUUUAGGUAUAGAAAAAAUUGUAGAUACAUGUUGCCGCGCCCACGAUCUAUGUCCAGUUAAAAUUAGAGCCUAUUCGAAAAAAUAUAACUUAACGAAUAAUUCGUUAUACACAAAGUCGCAUUGUAAAUGCGACGAUGAUCUAUAUAACUGUUUAAAAAAGGCGAAUUCCUCGAAUACGGCUCAGUUAAUGGGGAACAUUUAUUUCAAUUUGGUUCAAGUGCCUUGUCUGGAAGACACGAAAGAAGGAAGAACGUUUAGGAAUGCUAGGAAUAAUUUUUGA